AUGCGGAGCCCUAGGUUUGCCCAGGCGGGGAUACUUAGAGCAUAUCUGGCCUACCACAUUUGGUUGGAUCGGAAUGCACGUUUGUUUGAGGGCAGGAGGUUCCCGACGAGGAUGGUGGUGGACAGAGCUGUGCUUCAGGCUGGGGAGGUUUCUUCCGGUCUCGACUUGUGUUCUCUUGGGACGGCCAGGGACAUCUGGGGUACUCAUUGUGCUGUCUUAGUGCCCAGGUUUGUGUUUGCUUCUUGGGUGCCCCCACCCCUUGGUUAUCUCAAGGUGAGUUUUGAUGGUAGUGUAGCAUUAGAGGGGAGGUCCGGCGGGGUUGGAUUCGUCAUCAGAGAUCAUCUUGGACGCCUGGUUGUGGCGGGUGGCCGAUGUACGCCUGGGCUCACAGUAGUGGGAGCUGAGCUACGGGCAGCUUGGGAGGGCGUAUCCUACGCGAGGCGGGUGCUUGGUGCUAGGCGGGUGCACCUCGAGGGGGAUUCCUCUAUAGUGAUCGAUUGGAUUCAGGGUGCGGAUAGAUAUGGUGAUGGACAUCCUCUCAUUCGUGAGACCCGCAGGAUGGCUUUGGAGAUGGACGAUUUUGAGGCAGUACAUGUUUUCCGGGAGACGAACAGUGUAGCAGACUGGGUCGCCUCUUACGUUGCACGGCAUUCAGGGGAGAUCUGUUGGACUUCCACGGAAACAAAAAAAUAUGGAAUAGAGAUAGUUAUUUCACAACUUUAUGUUUAUCUUCAUCUUGGAAAUUUUGAGAUAACUGUAGAUUGA
Messenger RNA from Phoenix dactylifera (date palm), 765 nucleotides. NCBI's taxonomy places the organism in Eukaryota, Viridiplantae, Streptophyta, Magnoliopsida, Arecales, Arecaceae. The record is from RefSeq and is a predicted model, not a curated record.